Laccaria bicolor S238N-H82 is the source of this 1224-nucleotide messenger RNA. RefSeq lists its product as uncharacterized. The record is from RefSeq and is a predicted model, not a curated record. The transcript is spliced from 3 exons. NCBI's taxonomy places the organism in Eukaryota, Fungi, Basidiomycota, Agaricomycetes, Agaricales, Hydnangiaceae. The coding region runs from base 1 to 1224 and encodes 407 amino acids.
AUGUCGCGUCCUGGAAAAGCUCGCACGAAGCUUGAAAUUCAUCAAGAACGGACGAUUUUCUCCCAAAAGAGCGAAAUCGCGAGGUUGAGAAAGGCCUUACGCGUUUUCUUGGCUGAGGCUGAGGGAUCUGAAGACGAAGAUGACUCUUCUUCGGAUUCUGAGGCUACGUCGAUUGCUUCGGAUGAAGACGUGAAAAAAGAGGAGGGGGAGGAGGGAGAAGACUCUGACGAUUCUGACGACUCCCUGCCGACACCCAUUUACAACACUCAGAACGAAAGUUGGGAUGAUGACUAUACCCCCCGCUGUGUUGAAUGCCACGGAGAGGUCGUCGAGGGACAUUGCGCGUGCUGCGACAAAGAGCAUGGCUGGGACCCGAAGCUGUACGAAGUAUCCCACUCCACGGAGUCCCAUGCAAUUAGCACCUCCAGGAGUCGCGCGCCACGAAGCACGACGCCAUUACUACGCAGGUCUAAAAUCAAGGUAGCUCAACCUCCCAACGUCUACCUCCGUCGCAUGGACGAGUACACUCAGCUCCUCCGACGAGGCGCUACCCGUCUCAUGUGCGAAACGUUCCAUCUCGAAUUCACCAAAGAAGACGGAAUCUUCGCCUGGGCCGACCAGAACCUAUAUGAGGAAUUUUCAGGGCCGCUCAUGCAGCCUGGGGAUUUUUGGAAGAUCCACCUGGGUGGCCGAAUCGAGUUGGAUGAAGAUGACCUCGACGGGGCGCAGUUUCUUGAAGAGUUAUUAGAGGACGCACUAUAUUUCGCGAACCACUUGAUACCAUGGGAGACUGUGGAGGAGACUCCGGGAAUCUGGGUGACGCGGUUGGCGAAGAAGGGUUCGAUGGCUAAGAUGCUGGAAGAUUCGGAGGCGAUUGAAUUGAAAUCGGACGAUUCAGAGGGGAGUGACGAGGAACUUGAGGAUGAACAGGCAAAGUUGAAAGACGUUCAGCCUGGACCUAUUCGGGAUUUGGAAGAGUAUGACAAGGAGGGUGAUGAGGUGGAGGAGGAUUUCGAAGAUGAAACGUCCGACAUGCUCCUGGACGAUCCUGGGUGGGCUACAAGGGCGAACAUUUGCGAUUCGGGAUAUCCGAGUGACUCGGAAAUGGACGAGGAAGAGGACGACAACACUCUUCCUGAUGUGGCUCUCGCGGGCGAAGCCACGGCUGACGACGUGGAAUUUGUCCAGUCGGAUUGCGAUAGUGACUUUGAUUCUGACACUUGA